This is a messenger RNA of Sesamum indicum (sesame), 2442 nucleotides long. It is a transcript of the gene SIG2, whose product is annotated as RNApolymerase sigma subunit 2. Gene Ontology annotation, molecular function: DNA-binding transcription factor activity. Gene Ontology annotation, biological process: regulation of DNA-templated transcription; DNA-templated transcription initiation. The record is from RefSeq and is a predicted model, not a curated record. NCBI's taxonomy places the organism in Eukaryota, Viridiplantae, Streptophyta, Magnoliopsida, Lamiales, Pedaliaceae.
UCUCAUCCUCAAUUCCUCGAGCAAAUGCAAAUUCUCUUAUCCUUUUAUUUAUCCCUUUCUGCCAUUCCAUCUUCCUCCUUCCCUCCCCCCCUCUCUCUCAAACACAUACUAGUGUUUGCAGUGACUUCUCCUAGUUCUUGGUAUCAAUGUUCUCUUGUUUACGCUGACUACAUACAAUCUUUAAGCAAAUAGUCCGCUUCAUUGACCGAUAAUCUAUACAAAGCUCUUUGCUGGAAAAUAAAGGGAAUGAUUCUAUAGAAAAAAGGCUGUAUUCAUGAAAUGUAUGGGAAGUUCGAAACUACAGAAGUAAGCAUAUGUAUGUGAUUGAGUGUAUUCGAGAACGAUGUCUUGUCUGUUGCCACAAUUCAAGUGCUCGCCGGACACUUUUGCUGUUAACUUCAAGUCCCAGAGCCAUACUUCUGUCUACUCCUCAAAAAGUAGAGAGGCCACCAGUUUCCGGACACAAUGUAUCUUGUCUACCACACCACCACCGACAUUGACAGCAACAACUACAGUACUUGACUUUGAGAAGUUACAAUUAUCAUCACUAGAAGCUAUUCCUAAUCAAGUACCUGCUGAUAGAUCAUGGUCAACACCAACAUCAUCAGCAAAAACUGCAAUGCUUGACUUGGAGGGAUUACCUUCUUUAGAUGCUCAUCCAAUUACAACUGCUGCAAACAAACCAUGGACAUAUGUUGGAGCAAUUGCCCCCCCUUCCGAGGUAACUCUUGGAGCAAAUUUAGAUACAGAGACUCUUCUUACAAGUGAAGAAGCUGUUAUUGCUGCUGCUGCAUCUGAAGCACUUGCUUUAGCUAAAGCAGCAGUAAAGGUAGCAAAAGAUGCCGCCAUGAUGGUCAGCCAUCAUAAACCCACAAAAUCUAAUAGCAGUGCUACAGGGAUGUUUGCUGACGUCAAUACUCCAAUAUUUGAGAAGAAUCAGCUUGCUCAUCUUGCGGAAAGAGUCGAUAUUAGAGAUGCUAAAGUUGCAGAAGUUGGGUUGGGCGAAAAUUAUCCAGCUGCUCACUCGCUUACAGAAUCUGAUGAUGUGGAGCCUAGUGCUGAGGAACUUGAAUUUCUCGAAGCACAACUCUCCAAGAGUAUAGCUGUCAGAUCAAAGCGUCAAACUGAGCGCAGGGCCAGAAGAACUCGAGCUGCAGAGAAGGCGGCAGCCAACAUUGUGUCUGUGAAAUCUGGUUCGUCAAGCCGAAAAAAGCGCUCUGCUGUCCAGGAUGUAGAUUAUUCAGACCCUCUGCGUUACUUAAGAGGGACUACAAGUUCUUCUAGGCUUCUCACUGCUUCCGAGGAGCAGGUGUUAUCAAGCGGAAUUCAGGUCCUUCUGAAGUUGGAAAGACUUCAGAUGGAGCUUACACAACGCUAUGGUGGUCAGCCUACCUUUGCCCAGUGGGCCGCAGCUGCUGGUGUUGAUCAGAAAACCUUGAGGAAGCAAAUAAAUUAUGGUAUUCUCUGCAAAGAUAAAAUGAUUAAGAGCAACAUCCGCUUAGUUAUUUCUAUUGCAAAAAAUUACCAGGGAGCUGGAAUGAAUCUUCAAGAUUUGGUUCAGGAAGGAUGCCGAGGCCUUGUAAGAGGUGCAGAGAAAUUUGAUGCUACAAAAGGUUUCAAGUUCUCCACCUAUGCUCACUGGUGGAUUAAGCAAGCAGUGCGCAAAUCUCUUUCUGACCAGUCCAGGACAAUCAGACUACCUUUCCACAUGGUUGAGGCGACUUAUAGAGUGAAGGAGGCAAGAAAGCAAUUGUAUAGUGAAAAUGGUAGACAUCCCGAUGAUGAAGAAGUCGCUGAAGCGACAGGGCUCUCAAUGAAAAGGCUGUCUGCCGUCAUGUUGACCCCCAAAGCUCCAAGAUCCCUCGACCAGAAAAUCGGGAUUAACCAGGACCUCAAACCUUCCGAUGUGAUUGCCGAUCCUGAAGCAGAAACGGCAGAGGACCUGCUGAUCAAGCAGUUCAUGAAACAGGAUUUGGCAAAGGUCCUAGACAGCCUAAAUCCAAGAGAAAAGCAAGUCGUAAUAUGGAGAUUUGGCCUAGAGGACGGUAGAAUGAAGACAUUGCAAGAAAUCGGGGAGCUUAUGGGUGUGAGCAGAGAAAGGAUCAGACAGAUAGAAUCUUGCGCUUUCCGUAAGCUGAAGAACAAAAAGAGAACCAAGCACUUGCAACAAUAUGUAAUGCCGUAACCCCCCACACCCAACCACCCCACCCCACGUUUCACUGAUUUAGUCCGGUAGAAGAAUCACCUUCAUUCUUGAGGCUCGUCGUCGUCUGGUUAAUGCUAGAGAAUCACGCAAUUUCCAUUUUUCUCUCUUUCCAGCAAUAACAUUGUACUAUCAUGUGAAGAAUAGUUGAGAUCUUAUGUGAAUAUCACAUUUUUGUAUUAUUACAGACAUACAAGGUUCUUUUGGAUCAAAUGAAGGAAAAUCUAUUCUUGCAUGUA